AUGCUGGUGGUAUUGACUUUGGCAUUCCUUGCUUUUAUUACUUUUAUUGCUUAUAGGAUAUUGUUUGAUCCCUUGGCUCAAACUUCCGGGCCAGCUUUUGUGUCUAUUUUUCCGCUUUGGCUACUACGUGCACUCCACAAGCGCAGAUGGCAUAAUAGUAUCUAUUCUUUACACAAGACUUAUGGUUGGGGAUCCUCGUAUUUUCAAGAGCGUCAGGCUAAUUUUAUAGGGAAUGUCGCUCGCAUCGGGCCUACGGAACUCUCCUUUUCAACCAUAUCUGCCCACAACGCGAUAUACAGCGGUAAAGCUGGCACCGCUCUCUCAACAGAAGGCUCCUUCAUGGCAAAGGUCUUCAAUAUUACCUUCGGCAUCGAUAUUAUGUCUACGAACCCGGACACUGUGCAUCAUCAAAAAGUGAGGAAAAACAUCAACUCGGGCCUGCUGAAACUACGCCACAAUGAAGAUGCAAUCUAUAAACUAUGCCUCGACCAAAUCGAUCCUCAGCUAGAGAGGAUGCGUGCAAACAGGGAGGAUCUGGAUCUACCGAAAUACUUGAGUGGCUCUUUAUGGAAGAUAUUGGGGCACAUUAUAUUCGGUGAACCAAUUGGUGAAGAAGAGAAAAGACAAGUUGAUGUCCUAACACCAUGGUUUUCCACUGUUGCACCUUAUCUAGAAGUCAUUACCAUAUUCUCAGCAAUACCGGGUGUUCAAUUGAUCAUCACGCGGCUAAUGCGGUUAUUCGCAUCUUUUACUCAAUUUUUUGACAUCUCCCAAUUCAAUCCUUAUGCAGGGAUCCAACGUCAUAUCAACAAUCGGGAUAGGACUAUCACCUCUGUGGCAAACUAUAUGACUAGCGGUGUCUCUGAGAACAAAAGCUGCCGAGAGAUCACUGAGAUGGAGCUGAAUAUCAACUUAUGCGUAUUCCUGCUUGCUGCUUACGAGACAACAUCUAUGGCACUGUCUUCGAUAUUUUACUUCCUUCUUAAAGACCCUAUUCAGCUGUCUAAGCUCCGAAAAGAGUUGCAUGCUUCGUUUGAGGACGUCCAAGCCAUAAAUGAUAAAGAGCUUAUGCAGCUUCCAUUCUUGAGUGGUUGCAUUAAUGAGGCUUUGCGACUGCUGCCUCCAGUCAGCGGCAGGUUCCUUGCCCGAACAUCUCCGGGAUUAUAUGUUGACGGUAUAUACGUUCCUAAAGGCAUACAAAUGUCAGUGGACAUUUACACGAUGCAUCGGUCGGCAUUGUAUUGGACGGAGCCAGACAGAUUCUGGCCCGAAAGAUGGUCCAAAGCCCUGACAAAUGACAACUUCGACGCAUUCCGUCCAUUUUCAACUGGGCUUUCCGCAUGCCCAGGAAGCAAUCUGGCCCUCAGGAUGACACGUCUCAUUGUUGCAAAACUCACAUAUAGAUACUCCUUUGCAAUGGUAAACAAAGAAUUUGUGUGGGAAAAAGACGCACUGUCUUCCAUUAUGUGGGCGAAAUAUAGAUUAAUUGCUAGUAUCAAGAAGGAUGAAGAAGCAGCGAAGACAUAG
Penicillium canescens is the source of this 1527-nucleotide messenger RNA. RefSeq lists its product as uncharacterized. NCBI's taxonomy places the organism in Eukaryota, Fungi, Ascomycota, Eurotiomycetes, Eurotiales, Aspergillaceae. The transcript is spliced from 7 exons. Bases 1 to 1527 code for a protein of 508 amino acids. Gene Ontology annotation, molecular function: iron ion binding; oxidoreductase activity, acting on paired donors, with incorporation or reduction of molecular oxygen; monooxygenase activity. The record is from RefSeq and is a predicted model, not a curated record.